Messenger RNA from Amblyraja radiata (thorny skate), 2189 nucleotides. Its product is annotated as complement C1q and tumor necrosis factor-related protein 9-like. The transcript is spliced from 3 exons. The record is from RefSeq and is a predicted model, not a curated record. The coding region runs from base 263 to 961 and encodes 232 amino acids. Gene Ontology annotation, molecular function: protein binding. Lineage: Eukaryota; Metazoa; Chordata; Chondrichthyes; Rajiformes; Rajidae.
AGUCCAAAAUUCCGAGAAUCUUGAUGAUAAUGAUCUCCAAAAGCGUAACAUUAGAUCAUGUGGCACUGUUCCCUUGGUUGCACAUGGAUCCUGCAAGGUUGCACAGAGAAAGGCCUUCUACACUUGUAAAAAAGGAUAUGCAGUACUAGGAGAAGACUCUAUCUACUGUGAUUCACAUGGUCGAUGGAGCCAAGCACCACUAUGUCUGCCAACACCAAGGUUCUUCGCAGGACCAAGGGGUGAACCAGGCGAUCUUGGUUCUAUGGGAGCUAAAGGUGAACCAGGUGAUGCUGGAGCUAUGGGACAAAUGGGCUCUGCUGGUAUGCCUGGAAGGAAUGGCGUAAGAGGUGGGAAAGGGACCAACGGUAGCCCAGGAGCAGUCGGAUCUGCAGGCAGUGCUGGACUGCCAGGGCCAGGAGGAGCAAAUGGCAGGAAUGGUAUCAAUGGUGCAAAAGGUGCUGAUGGUGAUCCUGGUGCAACUGGAGCAAAUGGUCCUCAAGGCAGCCAAGGAGAACCAGGAUACAAGGGAGAGCGAGGAGAUCCUGGGGCACCAGGUGUUCCAGGGACCUCCAUUGCAUGGAGAAGGUCUGCAUUCUGUGUCAAACUUGGCACUGGCAGUGUUAUUUGUGACCAACCGAUUGCCUUCCAGGAAAUUCUGUAUAAUGAAGAUGGUGACUAUAACAUUCAGUCCAGUACAUUUGUUUGUCGCAUUGCAGGUGUCUAUGCAUUCCACGCUUAUUUUGAAGUGAAUACUAGAAAUGCACACACUGCAAUAAUAGUAAAUGGGCGACGUGUUUACUCUAAUUUCCAGUCAUAUUCUUCAUAUCCUGAAAUGUCAACACUUGGUACAAUUGUAAGACUGAAAGUAGGUGACAAAGUUUGGGUACAACCUGUUGAUUCAGAUACUGGCGUUUGCCGUAACAGUUAUUUCAUGGGAUACUUGAUUUACGAGUGCAAGUAGAAAUCCAAUAUUUGACUACAUAACUUCAUAUUUCACGUGUAUCUAAUUCCAAUUUCGAUCUUAACUACCACCUAAAUUUGACAUUUUCACUGAUCCAUGUCUUAUGUUGUCAUGUCACACCCAUGAAACAAUCUCAAAACAACAAAAUGUGCUAACUCAAUUUCAUAGAUGCAUGAGUCUGAAAUACCUUACUAUUUUUGGGCUGGGGGUCAUUUUGUUCUUGUCUGCAUGCAAAGAAGACCUAAUUUUGCUUCAAGGCUGCCCUGUGUCUUACACAGACCACUGAUAAAUCGGCCCCAGCCUUAUUGCAGGAAAAUUCACACCUCAGAGCCUAAGCUUAGAUCAGCAAUUUCAUCUGUACACUAUAAAACCAUACAGUGCAAGCUGGCAGGUCAGAAACCAAAAUUACCCCUUCAAAAAAUAAGAUUGCAUUUGGUUAUUUUAAAACAUUCAUCACUGAAUUAAUCAAGAAAUCAUAAUUACAGUGAAAGCAAUUGGGAAAGCAAUAAAUAAGAUAAUAUUGUGCCUUUCGGCAGUGAUUUUGAUUGGAGCAAUUUAGAUGUGUCCCAUCAUGAAAUGUGCAUGGAAAGAAAAUCAGCAGCAGAUAACUUAAGAUGAUCUGAGACCUUAAUGUUGAUAAUGAUGCAAUAGUCAGUUAUUGUACCUGAUAUAAUUGAAUAUUCUGUUACCACUGAACUUGGCCAUAACAAUACAUUAUCAAACAUUCUGAGCAAAUAAUGAAUCUGAUAGACACCUGCAUUUAUUCAGAAUGUGAACUAUAUUGCAUUUGGUACUCAGUAUAUCCAUGUAUUUUCUCAAAUGAGCUGUAAUUGUAACUGGCAGAGGUUGUCUUAAACCAAGUUACACUUCUCAGCCUAUGUAAACCUGGUUAUUAGUUGGACAGAACCUAGUUGAAGAUUGGCAAAUAUGUUGUCAAUAUUUAACAGAAUGUACCAUCUAAAUCAAUGUCUAGAGUGGGCAUGGGGUUCUGACCAUCUUUGACUGGGAGUCGGAUAUCUGAAAGUUGCUGCUUAUCACUACUGGCACCAAACCCUGGAGAAAGACAAAAUACUGAAGAGAGUGUCUCUGCGUAGCAUUAAUUUCUGUCUGGAUUUAUCUGAAAUUGGAUUUCUUUUAUUGUUCUUUCAGAAUUCACUCCUCUAUGAAAUCUUAAUUGUAUGGAUAUUUUCAAAGAUACACAAUAAAAUAAAUCCUGCUUUCACAUGCA